UACUUUUAUUUUUCCUUCACGUAACCGUGUCCUUUUGAUAUAUGCCCAAGUCCCACAUCCCUGAAUUCGAGUAACCUAGCCUCACAGUUGCAAUUAAUCUCUUUCCAUAGGCACACAAACCAGAAAGAAAAUGGAAAAACAAGAGGUUGAACAACUGGAUGCCCCAAUAAUCCUAGCAGUGAAAGGCCAGACAAGGAAAACAGUAGCCUACGAGCUUGCCAAACACCUGAAAUACCCUGUCAUUGACCAAGAUGAAAUCACCCUAGUUCUCCAAAACUCUGAAUGUCUCGACAACAUAUCCUUCAAGAUUGCUCUUUCAAUUGCUUCAAUCCAACUGAAAGAGUUGAAGCUCGGGGUGAUCAUCAGCACACCACUCUCUCAAAAAGAACACUUGGAUAAUUUAAAGAAACAGGCCAAGUCUGCAGGUGCUUUUCUGGUGAUAAUUCAGUGCCUGCCAAAAGAUGGAAGCAAUGAUUUCAACAUUGAAGGAGUUCCAAGGCUCAUUGUUGAUCCCACAAAGCCAACCUUUGAUGCUGAAAAUUUUGUUUCAGAUGAGUUGGAUAAGGUCAGAAAAAGAUCUUACAGGCACUUGCAUCCCUUAAUAUUCAAAAAUAAGCUAACUGCUGAAUCUAAAGUGGAGUGCAGUCGCUGUCAGAAAACCAUUUCAGGUCCGUACUAUCAAUGUUUUCUUGGAUGUGAUGAAUACAUAUUCCAUAAAGACUGUGGAGAGCAUCCUGGUAACUUGGAACAAGUCGGGAAAAACUGCCCUAAAUAUCUAAGGGUAACUGAACCUGAAUAUCUGUUCCCAAAAAAGAGUAACUGCAAAAUAUGUGAAUAUAAAAGCAAAGAGUUCUCGGAUGGUUGUCAUGAUUGCCUGUUUCAAACCAACAUGGAAGAUGUUCUGGAUGUGGUGGUUUUGGCCAUUCUAUUAGUUACAGAUGCUACGAUUGCAACUUUAAUUUGCAUGUCAGCUGCAUGUUGCUGCCACAAACUGUUUCGUACGACUACGAUAAGCAUCCCCUCAGGCUUACCUAUGAUUCCCUUGAACAAAGUUAUUUCGAGAAAAGCUAUUGUGAAGCUUGUAAGAAGGAAAGAAAUCCAGGGCACUGGUUUUACUACUGUCCAGCAUGUGAAUCCUCGACUCACUUGGAUUGUGUCACAAAUCAGAUAACCAGGUCUUAAAAAGCCGUUGUCGGAUAGAUCAAGCAUCAAGGGUGGCUCACAAAAUUGAAGCAAAUGUUAGAAUUUUCAUUUUAAUUCCACAGUUUGCAACUUUAACCAUGUAUGAUUGCUGGCUAAUUCAAAUAGCCAAUGGUUCUUUUAUGGAGACUGUAUGUCAGGAAAUGUGAUUUCAGUUUUAUUCAAA
Molecule: messenger RNA, 1366 nt
Organism: Gossypium raimondii (Peruvian cotton)
Lineage: Eukaryota; Viridiplantae; Streptophyta; Magnoliopsida; Malvales; Malvaceae
Exons: 2
Coding region: 131-1171 (346 amino acids)
Source: RefSeq, a predicted model, not a curated record